UUCAGACAACCCACAAGACCAAGCCACCUCUUCCGCCUCUCCAAUGGCGUCACUAUCUUCUCUCUUCCUCUCCAACCCUCGCUCUGCCUUCCAAACCCUAACCCUAACCCUAACCCUAACCCUAAACCUAACCCUAACCGUCAAAUUCACCUCCCUCUGAGAACCCAAACCCUAAUUUUCUCCUCAAGCUCCUCCCAAAUCUCCACCGAUUCUCCACCGCCACCUCCUCCGCCGCUGGAGAAGAAAUCGUUCGCGGUGGCCACCGGCGAGCUCUUCCUGGGAAUUGCAGCGCGAAUUAUAAAGAGAAGGAAUGGGAUUGAUGGUGGGGACUCGAAUUCGGUCCCGAUUACGAUGUUUAGGGAUUCAGAGAGAGGGUCGUAUUUUUGGAGGAGGACGAAGGAGGGGAUUGCGUCGGUGGUGGAGGACCCGGUGCAGCCGGAGGUGGUUUGGGAGCAGAGGUUGAAGGAUGUGGAGGCGGAGAGGUGUCGGAAGGCGGUGACGAGCCCCGGGUUUAGCUUCUCUGCUGCUGGGUUUCUGUUUCCGUACCAUCUUGGUGUUGCUCAAUUUCUUAUCGAGAAGGGUUACAUAAAGAUCCUUUGGAGGCCUAGAGGCUUGUUGGUUGAUCAAUUUGACUCUAAAGAAGACCUCAUCAAUGCAGUCUUUACUUCAUCCUUUAUUCCGGGAUAUCUUGCACCAAGACCAGCAACAAUGUUCAGUAAUCGACUUUGCAUUGAUGGGGGUUUGACAUUGUUUAUGCCACCCACGUCUGCUACUCAGACGGUAAUGAUUCUUUCGGUGAAAACAGAAUUUAAAUAACCAUGCAUUGCAUAGUUUUGUUAGUUGAUGUGGAAUCACAAAUAUAUAACUAUCAUAACUAUCACUGGUGAGAGAAACCCGUUAAUGGUAUCUGAAGUUGUUAAUGCAUGAAUGCUGCAUAGACUCACUUAACAGCAGCGUAUUCAUUUAGCUUCUCUUGACAAGUAUGUCAAGAAUUUUUAAUAUAUUGAUUAUGAAAUUGUAUUACUAUAUUUGGGCCUUCCUGCCUUCAAUUCUGACAUUAAGGGGAAGGUCUCUUUGAAGAUUUUGUUUUGUUUUUUG
Camellia sinensis is the source of this 1098-nucleotide messenger RNA. The record is from RefSeq and is a predicted model, not a curated record. Lineage: Eukaryota; Viridiplantae; Streptophyta; Magnoliopsida; Ericales; Theaceae.